UUAAAAGUUCCCAUCCUCAGCGUUGUUCUAAAUCGGCAAAGAUCCUUUAUCUCCUCAUGGACGCAAACCUCGCCUUCUCUCACGAUGGCCAAGCUCUCUUCCUUCUCCUUGUUCUUCUUACUCCUCUCCUCCUUAUGCUCAGCCGGCGAGAUUGCUGACGAUUUGAGAUUCUCUGACAAGACUGAUUUGCCGGCUUUCACUGCCAAGAAACUUAUCCGCGCCCUCAACCUCCUCCCCAAGGAGCUUUCUCCCGAUCACGCAACUGCUGCUGAUGUCUUACCGGGAUCGAUCAUCGAGAGGCCGAUCCGGCUCUCCAGCUUCUCGAGUAAGGACUCUGUCGAGGAUCUAGGGCACCAUGCUGGCUAUUACCGGCUCCCCCAUUCUCACGACGCCAGGCUGUUCUACUUUUUCUUUGAGUCCAGGAAUGAUCCUGUAGUUGUUUGGUUGACUGGUGGACCGGGUUGCAGCAGCGAAUUGGCUGUUUUCUAUGAGAACGGGCCUUAUAAAAUAGCUGACAACUUGUCAUUGGAGUGGAACGAAUUUGGUUGGGAUAAGGCAUCAAAUCUUAUAUAUGUUGAUCAGCCUACCGGAACUGGAUUUAGCUACAGUUCAGACAAACGUGAUAUUCACCACGAUGAAGCUGGUGUUAGUGGUGAUUUGUAUGAUUUCUUACAGGCCUUUUUCUCGCAUCACCCAGAGUAUGUGGAUAACGAUUUUUAUAUCACGGGAGAAUCUUAUGCUGGGCCUGCUUUUGCAAGCCGUGUUCACCAGGGAAACAAAGCUAAAGAGGGCAUCCACAUCAAUUUGAAGGGAUUUGCCAUUGGUAAUGGACUCACUGAUCCUGCUAUCCAGUACAAAGCCUAUCCGGACUAUGCAUUGCAAAUGGGAAUAAUAGAUGAAUCAGACUAUAAAAGUCUCAAUAAAAUAGUUCCAGUUUGUGAGGUGGCCAUUAAGCUUUGCGGUACUUCUGGAAGAAUUGCUUGCCUGGCUUCAUAUUUGGUUUGCAACGUAAUUUUUAGUUCGAUAUUGAAGAUUGCGGGGAAUAUCAAUUAUUACGACAUCAGAAAGGAAUGUAAGGGCAGCUUGUGUUAUGAUUUCUCAAACAUGGAGAAAUUCCUUGAUCUAAAGCCAGUCAGAGAAUCUCUUGGAGUUGGUGAAAUAGAAUUUGUUUCAUGCAGCCCCACUGUAUAUGAGGCCAUGCUAGCUGACUGGAUGAAGAACUUGGAAAUGGGCAUCCCUGCUCUUCUUGAGGACGGCAUCAAUCUGCUUAUUUAUGCUGGGGAGUAUGACCUCAUAUGCAACUGGCUUGGAAACUCGAGAUGGGUUCAUGCCAUGGAGUGGUCUGGUCAAGAAGCAUUUGUCUCAUCAUCUGAGAAGUCAUUUACUGUACAUAGCAAGGAAGCUGGAGUGUUAAAGAAUCAUGGUCCUCUCACUUUUCUCAAGGUUCUUAACGCAGGACACAUGGUUCCCAUGGAUCAGCCCAAUGCAUCACUGGAGAUGCUGAAAAGAUGGAUGAAUGGAAACCUGGUUGAUGCUACUUCAGAACCUCAAGGCCUGGCUUCUGAUAUGUAAGACAAUAAAAAACCUUCCAUGUUUCUAUCAUACAAUUUAUACAUGUUUUGUUUAAUACUUAGCUGUUGGCAAUGGUUAUAAUCCAUUUUGAUUGAAUUGUAAUGUGGUGAACAAGGCCAUGUUUAUAUUUUCAGCGGUAUAAUACAUUUUUGUAUAACACUAA
Molecule: messenger RNA, 1735 nt
Organism: Phalaenopsis equestris
Lineage: Eukaryota; Viridiplantae; Streptophyta; Magnoliopsida; Asparagales; Orchidaceae
Product: serine carboxypeptidase-like
Biological process (GO): proteolysis
Cellular component (GO): vacuole
Molecular function (GO): serine-type carboxypeptidase activity
Source: RefSeq, a predicted model, not a curated record